Molecule: messenger RNA, 1662 nt
Organism: Musa acuminata subsp. malaccensis (wild Malaysian banana)
Lineage: Eukaryota; Viridiplantae; Streptophyta; Magnoliopsida; Zingiberales; Musaceae
Product: probable magnesium transporter NIPA4
Biological process (GO): magnesium ion transport
Cellular component (GO): membrane
Molecular function (GO): magnesium ion transmembrane transporter activity
Source: RefSeq, a predicted model, not a curated record
UUGCUCUCGCGUUCUCCGAUCCAAUUCUUGUUCUAGUAAACCUUCUCUCUCUCUCUCUCUCUCGUUCCGUUCGUGGUUUCUCUUUGCUUGACUCCACAGACUGCCGCCAGAUCUUCAGCCCGAGCCGCGAUCCCCCCUCGAUCUUAUCGCCCUCCCGCAUGCGCCGCGACCCCAGCCGACCGGAUCUAGCGGCGGCUCGCCGAUGAGCUGCGCCGUCACCGCCACGGCCCGUCUCCGGAGACCGACGGCGGGGAUCUCGUGGUAGUGGCGAAGGGUCUUGGCUAGGUUGUUGUCUUUUGUUUGUUGUUUAUUACCCUUAUCGGGGUUCCGGUCGGGAUGGCGUCCACUGAUGCGGCGUCCGCGGGGAGUUGGGUCGAGUCGUAUACCGGCAUGUCCUCCGAUAACAUCAAGGGUUUGGUCCUCGCGCUGUCCUCGAGCUCCUUCAUCGGUGCCAGUUUUAUUGUCAAGAAGAAGGGUUUGAAGAAGGCUGGAGCUUCCGGAGUUAGAGCAGGAGCUGGUGGAUAUUCUUAUUUAUACGAACCGCUUUGGUGGGCUGGCAUGAUAACAAUGAUUGUUGGGGAAGUUGCUAAUUUUGCAGCAUAUGCAUUUGCUCCGGCUAUUCUGGUCACUCCUCUUGGUGCUCUUAGCAUAAUUAUUAGUGCAGUACUUGCACGUAUCAUUUUACGGGAGAGGCUACACAUUUUUGGCAUUCUUGGUUGUGCUCUCUGUGUUGUGGGAUCAACAACAAUAGUUCUUCAUGCUCCUCAGGAGCGGGAGAUAGAGUCUGUGACAGAAGUCUGGGAUCUGGCAACUGAACCAGCGUUUCUAUUAUAUGCAGCAGCAGUGCUGGCAGCAGCAUUUAUACUUAUAUUCCAUUUUGUCCCCCAGUAUGGGCAAACGCAUAUUAUGGUCUACAUUGGUGUUUGCUCUCUUGUAGGGUCUCUCUCGGUUAUGAGUGUGAAAGCUCUUGGCAUAGCUCUCAAGUUGACAUUUUCAGGAAUGAACCAGUUGGUUUAUCCCCAGACUUGGAUAUUCACAAUCAUAGUAAUUGUCUGUAUCAUUACCCAGAUGAACUAUCUGAACAAAGCUCUUGAUACAUUUAACACAGCAGUUGUGUCGCCCAUAUACUAUGUGAUGUUUACAUCAUUAACCAUUUUGGCUAGUGUGAUUAUGUUCAAGGACUGGGAUCGGCAGAAUCCAACGCAGAUCAUCACGGAGAUGUGUGGCUUUGUCACGAUUCUUUCUGGGACAUUCCUACUCCACAAAACCAAGGACAUGGCGGAUGGUCUACCAUCAUCAUCUGUCUCUGGGCGCCUCCCAAAACAUGCCGACGAGGAUGGCUACUCUUCCGAAGACAUUCCCCUCAGGUCUCCCGAGUCAUUUAGGUCAUCAUGACAGGUUGCAGUGGUCUGUUGCUUGGAAGCAUGGACUUACUUGAUCUGCAUCAUGACUUGAUUGCACCGAGAUGAACCUGCAUUCUUUCCAUACAUAAAGCUGUAGGUUUUUUUUUUUACUCGAAAAGCAUAGGAUCAAUCCCCACUUGUUAGGUGAGACGUCUGGUGAAUACACUCGGGGAUUCACAUUUUGUUAUAUAUGUAAUGUUACCUUAAAUCGUCCAGAAAAUUUGAUAUCGUGACAGUGCGGAGACGGAGGUUAGAAUGA